AUGAAAUUGUUAGCCAAGAAAAGCACAUUCCUUGUUAGAUUUGUUUCUACUUCCCGACCAAAAUCAAAAGUUGUAACCACAACCGAUGAAGCCCUUCAAGGGAUUGGAUCCAAUAUCACUUUGUUAUCGGGAGGAUUUGGUCUUAGCGGUGUUCCAGAUACAAUUAUAAAUGCAAUGGUAAACCACCCAGCAAUAAAGAAUGUAACUGCUGUUUCUAAUAAUGCUGGCUUGGAUGGCAGAGGGUUAUCCCAACUAUUAGUGACGGGACAAAUUACCAAAAUGAUCUCUAGUUAUAUUGGCGGGAAUAGAACAUUCGAAAAGCUAUAUCUUACUGGUCAAAUUGAUCUAGAGUUAACCCCACAAGGUAAUUUAGCAGAGCGUGUUCGUGCUGGUGCAGCAGGCAUUCCUGCUUUUUAUUCAUCUGCUGGGGUGGGCACCUGGUUAGAAGAAGGGAAAUUACCAGUGAGGUACGACAGCACGGGUGAAAAAGUGUUGAAAACUAGUGAUCCUCGUGAAGCUCGUGAAUUCAAUGGAAGAAAGUAUUUACUUGAACCUGCUAUUCAAGGAGACGUUGCUAUCAUUAAAGCAUUCAAGGCUGACACAAUGGGAAAUUGUUGGUUUCGAGGAGCUGCAAGAAACUUUAACUCGGUUAUGGGCAGAAAUGCAAGAUUGACGGUCGUCGAAGCUGAGCACAUUGUUGAGCCAGGUGAAAUUGCUCCUGAGGAUGUCCAUUUGCCAGCCAUUUAUGUUGACAAAAUCAUCCAAUCGACUACACCAAAGGACAUUGAAUUAUUUACCUUUUCAGACGAAAAAACUGAUAAUGACAAUAAGCAAAAACUGGAAGUGGAAUUGAAACGAGCAAAAAUAGUGAAAAGAGCAGCCCAAGAAUUUGAGGAUGGAUUGUUUGCCAAUUUAGGAAUAGGUAUGCCCACGUUGGCACCAAACUACUUGCCCGACAACAUUCAUGUUACUUUACAGUCCGAAAAUGGUAUAUUAGGAUUAGGUUCGUAUCCCAAGAAAGGUGAAGAAGAUCCAGAUUUAAUCAAUGCUGGUAAAGAAACAGUCACAUUAGCACGUGGUGCUUCAUUGUUUGGGUCUGAGGAAUCUUUUGCAAUGAUUAGAGGUGGAAAGAUUGAUUUGACAAUAUUAGGUGGUUUGCAAGUUUCAUCCAAAGGCGAUUUAGCUAACUGGGGAUUACCCGGACGGGUAAAAGGUAUGGGUGGUGCAAUGGAUCUUGUUAGCAAUCCAUCUGCCACGAGGGUAGUUGUAGUCAUGGAUCAUGUAGACAAGAAAGGUAGACCCAAAAUUCUCGAGGAGUGUCAAUUCCCAUUGACUGGUAAAAGAUGUGUUUCUAGGAUCAUCACUGACUUAGCUGUAUUUGAUAUCGUUGAUGGAAAGUUGAUUCUUAUUGAAAUUGAUCCCGAAACAACCGUUGAAGAAGUUGCUUCCAAAACCGGGGCCAAAUUCGAAGUUGCAAAAGAUUUGAAAAAAAUUGAGGUUUGA
This is a messenger RNA of Candida dubliniensis CD36, 1503 nucleotides long. RefSeq lists its product as uncharacterized. Gene Ontology annotation, molecular function: succinyl-CoA:3-oxo-acid CoA-transferase activity. NCBI's taxonomy places the organism in Eukaryota, Fungi, Ascomycota, Pichiomycetes, Serinales, Debaryomycetaceae. The transcript has a single exon. Bases 1 to 1503 code for a protein of 500 amino acids. The record is from RefSeq and is a predicted model, not a curated record. Gene Ontology annotation, biological process: ketone body catabolic process.